Syzygium oleosum is the source of this 1433-nucleotide messenger RNA. Its product is annotated as meiotic nuclear division protein 1 homolog. The transcript is spliced from 7 exons. The record is from RefSeq and is a predicted model, not a curated record. The coding region runs from base 349 to 771 and encodes 140 amino acids. NCBI's taxonomy places the organism in Eukaryota, Viridiplantae, Streptophyta, Magnoliopsida, Myrtales, Myrtaceae.
UAGGAAGAAGGAGAGUAAUUCAACUGUUGGGAAGCUAUAUGUAGGCUGGUCGUUUAUGAAAGCUUGCAGAGAGAGAGAGAGAGGGAUUAGUCCCUGGGGUCCUAGAUUCAUCACUCGCGUUAAUUAAGUUCAUACAUGAGAAUACAAGUCGAUAGCACUUAUCAGAAGUACUUUUUCUUGAGAGAGAGAGAGAGAUUAAGAGAGAGAGAGAGAGAGAGAGAGAGAUUAGUCCCCAGGGUUCUAGUCUUCUAGAUUCAUAAACGGAAAAGGCCUUCACUGAUGUUAAUUAAGUUCAUCCAUGAGAAUACAAGUCGUCGAUAGCACUUAUCGAAAGUACUUUUUCUUGUUAUGUUUCAGCUGAAGGAGGAGCUUGAGAAAUUGGGACCCAGAAAAGGUGUCAUCACCCAGUCUGUCAAAGAUGUUGUUCAAAGCUUGGUUGAUGAUGACCUAGUCUCCAAGGACAAGAUUGGAACUUCUGUAUAUUUCUGGAGUCUUCCUAGCUGUGCCGGAAACCAGCCGCGAAAUGUGUACCGGAAACUUGAAUCUGAUGUCCAAAGUAGCAAGAGGCGGCUCACGGAGCUAGCUGAUCAGUGCAAUGCAUUAAAGAAGGGUAGGGAGGAAUCUGAUGAACGAGAGGAGGCUUUAAGCAACCUUAAAAAAGUAGAGAAACACAAUGAGUUGAAGAGAAUGCAAUAUUGGUUGCCCGUGCAGCAGCCAAUAUGGACAGGCGUUACCCCUGACAGAUUCUGCUCUACAAUAGUUUCACACUGAGACAGUGGUGCUCAAAGAAUUUCCCAGAAGCACGGACAUAGCCUCGUCUAAAAGCAUCAUAGGAGGUCGACCAACACCCAAAUCCUGACAUCUGCGGUUUAUUUGGCGGACAACACUAUAAAUAGCAGCAUCAAAACCAUUACCGAAUGUGACAGGUUUUAUUCCGAGCAACAUUUUCUGCUCACCCGAUAAAUUAGUCCAGUAAAAAUAUAGUUACAAAGGCAUGAGUAAGUUCACUCUUAAAGCAAGGUGGGAGCUGCUCCUUUGAAGUAGCUGUUUUAGCUCUAGCUGAUCUUCCUAGUUUCUUUGACUGAGGUUCUGAUGCUGAAAUGUAGCUGCAGGUGGGAAUUACUGAUGAUUUGGACUACUUGGAGAUGUCGACACUGGGAAAUUAGAUACCACAGAGUCAAAUGGCAUAUAAAUCAGGAGUCGCAUCCAAUUUCUUUCGGAUUCCAAUGGAAAUCUAUGAAACUGACAGAGCACAUCGUGCAAGUAUGUUGUUGCCUUUAGCCUGAUGCUUGAUCCAAGCCUCUCCUACGGCUCGUAAUGAAGGUCAGCUGACCCUCUCUGAAUGUGCAAGCUGAAUCUGCUCUUAUGCUUGAUGAGUCAGGAGCGAUGUCUAAUUUGAUUAUACAAUUAAAUGGAAGCAUAGUUUGACAGUA